Solanum stenotomum is the source of this 1092-nucleotide messenger RNA. Its product is annotated as photosystem I assembly factor PSA3, chloroplastic. Gene Ontology annotation, biological process: photosystem I assembly. The coding region runs from base 68 to 940 and encodes 290 amino acids. NCBI's taxonomy places the organism in Eukaryota, Viridiplantae, Streptophyta, Magnoliopsida, Solanales, Solanaceae. The transcript is spliced from 3 exons. The record is from RefSeq and is a predicted model, not a curated record.
UUCCCAAAAGAUAAACAAAAGGGGGCAAUAUCAGAACAAAGAUUGAACGUCCACCACAUGUAACACUAUGGUGGUUGUCUCCUCUCUCCACUCUCCUUCUUCUUCCUCCUCCAUCUACUGCAACUCAAUCUCUCCCUCUCUUCGUUAUUUUCGACGUUUCUAUACAUUUCCAUCCACAAGGAAUAAUAAUAAAGCAGCUUCCAACUCCAAUGGCGGUGCCGUCUUGCUCGUCAAGGCGUAUAUGGAUGAGACCACAAAUCCAAUUUCCAGUUUCGCUAAUAAGGUCAUCGGUUCACUCCCUGUUUUUGGUCUCAUAGCCAGAAUUGUGAAUGAGGAAGGUGGUGUUGGUGGUGAUUUUAUUGAUUUUGCUGAGUUCAGGAGGCGAGUCGGUAACAAGUGCUCCAUUAAUGAUUCAAGAGCUUUUUAUGAAUUUCGAGAUCGACGUGGCAAGACAGGGGAUCCUCUGUAUGUGCUACUGUGCUGUUGGUUAGCUGCUGUAGGAGCUGGUUUACUCAAAUCUGAGGAAAUUUUGGAAGGGGUAUCAAGGCUUAGUUUAGCAAAUGAUAUUGAAUUUGAAGAGCAAAACUUCAUUGCAAUGAUGAAUGAAGCAAGAGAGAAGCGAUCAAAGUUGGGAGCUCCUGCACCUACAAUCCCCAUGGAAUUUCGUGCUGAGAAAGCUCUGGAAGCUAUACAUUUGUGUUGCUAUGGAAGGGAUCUGAUAGAAGAAGAAGAUGAAAAACUGCUAAGUACCAUGCUUAAUGCUGUCUUUCCUACAGUUGGGCAGCAAAAGGUAGAAAUCAUUGUCAAAGAGAAGGCAAAGAGAGUGGCAGAUGGAACUGAAGAUAUCAAAUAUACAGAGCCCAAGCAAUUAUCAAAAGAAGCAGUUCAGCUGCAAAUGAAAGACCUUGAAUUUCUUAAGCAAAACAGUUUGAAUCAGUGAGGCAUGAAACUUGUUAUCAUUCUCAAAGUAAAUUUAGGUACUGGUGACUAACACCAACAGGAAGACUAUCCCACAAACAUUCGGUAUAGGAAAUCACAGGCACAUGUCAUGAAUGACAAAUCUUCUUCGCACAAUGCUGCCAACUAAUUAAA